CCCCCGUUACUGAUUUUUCAGUUUCAGAGAAUGAAAAGAGGGUAAUGGUGUAAUUUUUCCUCUUGAAAAAGUCCUCUCCAGGCAUAUCGGUUCCUAUAGGUACCGUUCGUGAAAUCCGAGUCCGGGAGGCUCCAAAAGAGAAAAGAGAGAAGAUGGUUGAUAUUAUCAGCUUAUGCUCUAUCGAGUGUUGGAUAGGAGAUUUGGACGGUCUGUAUCGCGAGAAUCGCCGUGCAAGAGAAGGAGAGGAUUUCAUUUCAUUUGCCGUUCGGAUCUCUCAAUCUUCCUUCCAUUUUUAGAUAUCGUAGAUAUUAAACGGAGAUGGCUUCCGGACUCUACGCUGCUACAUCCUUUUCCAUCUUUUCUUCUCCCUUUUCCAAUUCCAAUUUCCCAUCCAAACGCUCCCAAAUCUACACCCCUCCUCUCAUUUCACCUCUUUCCUUCCUCUGCCGAAGCCAUAACAUUCACAGCAGCAGUACUAGCAGCAGUAACCUCCAAUUCGUCCUCCACGACUCUCUUGAUGACUCCGGCAUCGAUACCACACAUGCCAGGGCCGCCAGGGAUGGCUUUUGCUCCCAGAUCCAACGGCUUUCAAGAAUAGAGAGAGAGACAAGCAUAACCAUCAACAGAGGAGUUGAUCUGGGGAAAGUGGCCCUGCACAUUGCUGCAGAAGAUGACGCACUAGUCUCCCAUUCUUCUGUGCCUCUUCCAGUUGAUUCGUUCAUUGAAAGAUUGGACGAUCUGUCUAUGGGUUUCUGCUCGCUAUACAUUCCCCCUGUUGGAUCAUCUCCUGAACUUUUCCUCGGGAAUCUGGAGAGGUACUUCUAUGUGCACAAGGGUUUCCAUAGAAGCAUCGCCAAGAAUCAAUUGGAUGUACAAGCAUUGUACCUUCAUUCGGUUUUGACUCGUCGUUCAGGAUCUGCAACUAUGCUUUCACUUGUUUACUCAGAAAUGUUAAAGAUGCUACGAUUGUGUGGCUUUCUAGAUUUUGAUGUGGAGAUUUACUUUCCUCACGAUCCGAUCAAUCUUCCUAGAGGCUAUAAUAAACACAAAAGCAAAUUGUCUGAUGAACUUCAUAUACUGACGGUGCAGUCCCUCUUGGUUGAGAUCUUGAAGAAUCUGAAAGAUGCUUUUUGGCCAUUUAAGUAUGAUCAUGCUGGGAGUCUGUUCCUAAGGGCAGCUUAUGCUGCAAACUGCGUUGGACAAGGCACUGCCAAAGGAGGGUCUUUUAAGUCCAGCAACACUUUGAGUGGACUUGAGUUUGCAUCUGCCAAGGCAGCUCAACAUAGACUGGGGCGUGGAGUAUGGACCAGUGUGCAUUUUGGGGAUAUGCGGCGUGCAUUAGCUGCCUGCGAACGCCUUAUUCUCUUGGGGUGUGAUUCCCAGGAAUUAAGAGAUUACAGUGUGCUUCUUUACCACUGUGGAUUUUAUGAGGAAUCUUUUCAGUACCUCAAAUUGUAUCAAGACUCGAUGCAAUGUGCCACACGAAAGGAAUUUUCUUCUAAUCCAUCUGCGGAGCUAGAAGAGGAUGCCGUGGAGAAAUUGAUGACUCGUCUUAACCUCAUAUUAAUGGAGGAAGGUUGGAACAAAUCUUCACUUGGUAGAAACUUUUGGGGUAACUACUCUGAACCAUGGUAGCAUCUCAUUUUCCGUCUGUCUUUAAGCUAUUGUAUCCAUGUUAAGGAUGAGCAAUUCAAGAAGUGCUCAGGCAACUUGUACGAGGAGAUACUAAAUAGGCAAUUCCCAAUACAUGUGGCACACAUGAGUCAGAUCCCAAUGAUUCAUCAUGACGGGUCCAUGAACAUGUCCAGUUAUUAACUCAGUUUGUUUGCUCAUUAGCACUUGUCGGCAUGAGUUUAAUGGAUAUCUUGAGAAAAGAUGACCAACAAUCUAUCCUCCAAGAGUGCAUGCAGCCUUCCUGAUUGAUAGACUGGCUUGAUUUUCUGGCCACAGCAUGUUCAUUAUGGUCCCGACCUGAUGAGUGAGCCUGGGCAUUGGCAUAUGUGCCACUAAAUCGCUUCCUCAACUAUCUCGUAAAUCGCCUUGGCAUUUCUCUAAGCAACAUAUGGCCAGCAGUUACCAUAUUAUCGAAUUAGUCAGUGGAUGGAUAAUGUUAUGGUAGAUCAGGGGUAAGUAAGGGAAAUGUAAUGAAGGGAUGCAAAGCUGUGCAUUAUACAGAGUUAUGGAAAUGGGCAUGGGGAAAGAUAUACCCUGUAUUAGAUUCAUGAGUGUCAUUGAAAGUAAUGUAUGCGUGAUAAUUAACACUCUGUACAAAUGUUUAUACUGUAUUAUAACAGAUAAUUUCAUUGAAAAAGCAACUUGGAAGAAAAUAAGAAAAGAAAUGAGCAGUGAAAUCUCUUCCUUUGA
Magnolia sinica is the source of this 2364-nucleotide messenger RNA. RefSeq lists its product as uncharacterized. The record is from RefSeq and is a predicted model, not a curated record. Lineage: Eukaryota; Viridiplantae; Streptophyta; Magnoliopsida; Magnoliales; Magnoliaceae. Bases 319 to 1635 code for a protein of 438 amino acids. The transcript is spliced from 8 exons.